Molecule: messenger RNA, 6208 nt
Organism: Menidia menidia (Atlantic silverside)
Lineage: Eukaryota; Metazoa; Chordata; Actinopteri; Atheriniformes; Atherinopsidae
Source: the annotation of a GenBank genome assembly
UUUCAACUCUUUCCUUUGCUUUACUGAUUAGCUCUCUCCCUAGUGCUCUUCAAAUCUAUUUUUACUAGUCCAAACUGUGGACCAGAGUUGUACCUUUUCUCACCCCCUUAGUUUGGGAUGGGUUUCAAACCAGGACGGUAAACACAAGACUAAUUCAGAGGAAUAUCGAGAUAAUUCAUUUUGUGUAUUAUCUUUUGGAAACUCGAAGAGAAGAGGACAUAAUUUGAUUGCAUUUGAUCAUCUCAUUAUUUUUUUCUGUCAUCCUUCCGUAAGAUUUGGAUCAUGAUUCUAUUUUUCCACAAUGAAAGUCUAGAAAUAAGUGCUCCUGCUGUGUUCUUCAGAACUCUUAAUCCACUUGGAAUCUAAAUGGUGCUAUUCAAUGACUGACGCCAACCUUGACAUGGCUCCUGUGUAGAAAAUCUGCUCCAGGCAGUGAUGGCUUGGGGUCUUGAUUCAACCUGUCCACCUUUGGACUAAACGCCUGUUGGGGGGCCAAGGAAGGCAUUCCCACGAAUAGGGACACGUUUACACUUUGCAUCACCAACUCUCAAUUCACCUUCUGUGUUUGAGGCAUCAGAACAUCUGCGUGAGAACAUGACAGAUCACAGAGACAAUCAUUGUCUGCGCAACCUCGCCUUCCACCCACGAUGGCGGGACCACUCCGUGAAAGUAAAGAGAAAAAGACAUUUAUGGACAGGGGUUUAUAACAGUUUUGAUGGAUGCAGUCAGUUAUUAAGAGCCUCAUCACCAUUGUCAUCACGAUUACUGUCAUCAAAACCACAGUUGCCAUCAUCCCCGGUGCAGCACACCAGAAGAAGAAGGGGGAACUGGUUUCUUCAGUUCCUCCUCAUCAUAUCCUUUUUCCCUUGCGAAGCCUGGGCAACUACCUUCAAGGUGGCUCUGGUAGGACCCUGGACUUGUGACAUCUUGUAUGCAAAGGCCCUCCCUGACUUGGCAGCGCGCCUCGCCACCAGUCGUAUAAACAAGGACCCCUCCUUGAAUAAAGGCUACUGGUAUGACUACACGCUCAUCAAUGAGGACUGCAAGUCAACACGUGCCCUUGCUCGCUUUGCUGAUUUGGAUGGUUAUGGUGCUGCUUUCUUGGGCCCAGCCAACCCAUCUUACUGCUCCUCAGCUGCUUUGUACACAAAAGAGUGGGAUAUUGGGAUUCUUUCCUGGGGUUGCCUCAAUCCAAUUAUCAGACCAAGUGUCAUGUAUCCUACUUUCCUGAGGCCACUACCGCUGUCCUCCCAUGUGCUUUUCACUGUGUUGCGGUACUUUCGGUGGGCCCAUGUAUCUAUAAUUUCCGAGGAAACUGACCUGUGGGAAGGCACAGGGAAAGAAUUGGCCUCUUCGUUGAGGGAUCUUGGUCUGCCUGUAAAUCCUGUGGUCACAAUGGAGACAGACAAGGAUGGGCCUCGCAGAGCACUGACUAAAGUGAAGGAAGCAGAUCGGGUCAGAGUUAUCAUCAUGUGCAUGCCUUCUGUCCUGAUUGGUGGCCAAGCCCAGUACCAGCUCCUGACGACAGCCUUAGCCAUGCGUAUGAUAGAUCGUGGAUAUGUCUUCAUUCCCUAUGAUACCCUGUUGUACUCACUACCCUACAAAGAUGCAUUCUACUAUAUGCUGGGCAAUGACACCAAGCUCCGAAAAGCAUAUGACGGGGUUCUCACAAUCACCAUGGAGUCUGGAGAGCGCAAUUUCUAUGAGGCCUUCAGAGAAGCUCAGAACAGCUAUGAAAUACGUAGCAGCACUCCACCAGAGCAGGUUUCUCCAUUCUUUGGCACCAUUUACAACAUGAUGUACUACAUAGCUAUGGCUGCUGAGCAGACCCGCACCAGUGCAGGCCAAUGGGUAACUGGCCAGAUACUCGCUGACAGUGAGGGUGACUUUAAAUUUGAAGGAUUCAACCAGCAAUUACAGGCGGGAAGGAACGGUGAAGGAAUGCAAGCCAGUUACGUGGUCCUGGACUACAGCGGCGUUGGCAACUCUCUCUACUCGACACAUUUUCUUCAUGCCUCUCACACAGACGGGACCACUGGGGGCCUGAAAUAUCUCAGCCGUUCAAUCCAUUUUGCAGGCAGCACUCCAUAUUCAGACUCAACUUGCUGGUUUAGUUCAUACUUUGCCUGUUCUGGAGGCAUGGAUUCUGCUACUCUUUUCUUUAUUUUCCUGCUGGUUGUGGCACUGGCGCUGUGCGGAGCAGUGUUGUUCAUUCAUUACAAGAAAGAUGGCAGGGUUGGGUUCAGCUUUGGUGCCAGUGGAAAUAGUGGAUCAUCCAAAGUGAUCCUUACCCUUGAUGAUCUGAUCUUUAUCAAUACUCAAGUCAGCAAACGGAAGCUGAAUGAUGACAGCAUUGUGAAAAGCCAGGUGGAUGUGAAGACGCCUCAACACUCGCUGUCCUGUCGCAGCUACCUAGCCUCCACACCAGACAGCUCAAAUGUUGCUGUGUUUGAGGGAGACUGGGUUUGGUUGAAGAAAUGUCCCAGUGGGACGGUGUCAACUGUCAACAGCAACACUGAGAUGGUCUUUGUUAAGCUGAGAGAAAUGAGGCAUGAGAACCUGAAUCUGUUCCUGGGACUGUUUUUUGACUCUGGGAUCUUUGGCAUUGUGACGGAGCACUGCACCAGGGGCAGCUUGGAGGAUUUGCUCGCCAAUGAAGAAGUCCGUCUCGACUGGAUGUUCAAAUCUUCCUUGCUAAUGGAUUUGAUCAGAGGAAUUAAGUACUUACACCACCGUGACAUCAUUCAUGGACGACUCAAAUCACGUAACUGUGUGGUAGACGGGCGCUUCGUGCUGAAGGUGACAGAUUACGGGUUCAAUGAAAUAUUGACCGCGCAGAACAUUGAAAUAGAGGACGAAAAACCAGAGGACCUUCUGUGGUUGGCUCCCGAGCUUCUUCGAAAUCAAAGCCAGAGAAAGAAGGGUUCUUUUGCUGGGGAUGUCUACAGCUUCUCCAUUAUCACCCAAGAGAUCAUUUCCCGCUGUGCACCAUUUUGCAUGCUGGACAUGCCUCCUAAAGAAAUUAUCAGUAAAGUCAAAGAGCCCCCUCCAUUGUGCCGGCCUAUUGUAUCGGUGGAAGAGGCCCCGUUGGAUGUAAUACAGUUAAUGAAGCAGUGCUGGAGUGAGGAUCCUGACAAGAGGCCAACAUUUGAGGAAAUAUUCAAACAGUUCAAGGGAAUCACAAAGGGCAAAAAGACCAACAUUAUCGACUCUAUGCUGCGGAUGUUGGAACAGUACUCGUCCAACCUUGAGGAUCUGAUCAGAGAGAGGACAGAAGAGCUGGAAGUAGAGAGACAGAAGACAGACCAGCUUCUGUCUCAGAUGUUACCCAAGUCUGUGGCCCAAAACUUGAAGAUGGGAAAACCUGUCAAGCCAGAGCAUUUCAGUGAGGUCACGCUUUACUUCAGUGACAUAGUUGGUUUCACAACUAUCUCAGCUCUGAGCGAGCCCAUAGAGGUGGUUGACUUACUCAACGAUCUCUACUCACUAUUUGAUGCAAUCAUUCCUCUGCAUGAUGUUUAUAAGGUAGAAACUAUUGGAGAUGCCUACAUGGUAGCUUCAGGAGUUCCCUCCAGGAAUGGCAAUCGUCAUGCAGCUGAAAUGGCCAACAUGUCCCUUGACAUUCUCCAGUGCAUCGGGACCUUCCGAACGAGACACAUGCCUGACCUGAAAAUCAGGAUCCGCAUUGGUCUGCACUCCGGCCCAGUCGUAGCAGGAGUAGUUGGGCUGACCAUGCCUCGGUACUGUCUGUUUGGAGACACUGUCAACACGUCAUCUCGAAUGGAGUCCACGUCGUUGCCUUACAGAAUCCAUGUCAACCAAAGCACAGUUGAUAUCCUGAACACCUUGAAUCUGGGAUACAAGAUUCAAGUCAGAGGCCUGACAGAGUUAAAGGGUAAAGGUAUUGAGACCACAUAUUGGUUGGUGGGGAAGGAAGGUUUCAACAAGCCUCUGCCAGUUCCUCCAGACCUUCAAGGUGGAAAAGGUCACAACAUCGAUGUGGAAGAAAUCCCUCCGCCCAGAAGACAAAAAUUCCUGGACAGACAGAAGAAGCAGAACUAGCCUGUGGUUCGUUGCUAAUGGCCAAGAAUCAGAAAAUGAUUAUGGUAUUUGCAAUCAACUCUAUAUGGAAUCCACAACCUGUGAAAUGGGAAUUCACAGUUUUUGGAUUUGUUGAGAUCAUAUGUGGACUUGAAAUGACUUUUCUUGGUAAUCAUAAAUUCUGUGUUAGCGUUUGAUGUCAGCAGUGCCACGAUAAAACCCCUAGAUACUAAAAAUGGACCACCUGCAGAGGACCACAUAUUUUGUGUUUGCGCAUCUGUUGUUUUUAUACCAGAAUACAGAUAAACAGUAUAAUUUUCCUGUCAGAGGUGCAUUACAGGUCUGAGACUUGCUGUCUCUACACAGAUUUCUUACCGGGAAGAGAUUGUGAUGGAUGUGUCUGCUGAAGUUAUCACAGUGUCCUGUGUGUUGUGUGCUUCUGCUGGGCCUAAUGUGCUGCACGUAUUUGUGAAGAACUUUGAGUGUUGUAGAGAUAUUGGGGUGAUUUGUCACAGGCAUCCCAACAACACAUCUAUUACAUGAAUGAACGUUUUCAUUGAAAAUGAAGCUCACUGGUAGAUGUUAGAACAGUCUCGACUUAGAAUUCAGGAUAGGUCUGGAUAGCUCUGAUUCUGUUUUUGUUACACCAGAAGUGUUCACACAAAUUGAAUAAAGCUAUAUUAUCAAAAAGGUGUUUUUGAGACACAAUGGUCUGAUUAUUUAGAAAUAAGCUCAAUUGUUUUUGACUACUGGCUCAAACCGUCUAAAAGAUAUGGACAUAAUUGUUUUAAUAUAAAAUGACAAAUCGGCCGUAAACAUUUUUCCUUGGCUUACAGACUCAUCAUAUCCUAUUCUUUUUCACUAACGAUGCCAUAAAAUGACAGAAAGUAUGCUUUUAUGUGUCACUAUUAAAAAUGACUUUUAAGGGUUUCCACCAAAUUCUUAAACAUGUAUGCAAACAAGAUCCAAACAGCCGCUGAACAACGCAAUUUCUAUAUGGGUUUCACCUAUAGCAGCUUCUGCCUAUUACUGACAGAAACAUGCAUGGCUGGAUGUGCUGUGUUUAAGAGGGUCUUAGUCCUUGUUUACUGCAGUGUGUCUGUUCACCACAGAUACACAGAAUCUCUGAUUUAACAGACUGAAAUGAUCUCCAGUGACAUGCUUUGGCAGAUUGAGCCCUUUCAUGUGUAUCGCCAUCUUGAGAGAACCGUCUGCCCAUGUCUGAGAUUUCCAACCAUUUAAUUCUGUUUGGGCUCUUCGGGGCUAAAAAGAGCUGCAUCUGAGGAUCCUCUGAGAUUUAUCGUUCACCUUGCAUGCCCACUUGCAGGGGAUCCUCCUAAUUUCACAGGGCUUAAGUCCAAUGAGUCCCUUUUAUGGCUUGAGGAUCUGUAAUUACUGUAAAUGUGUACAUAGUCUGUGUCCCGCACAGUUGGGAACUUUUUUUUUGGCUUGUUUACCCUGUUUUGAUUCCGUUUAAACCUUUGACAAAAAUGGAGGUGUCAACAAAACGCAGAGGUUUAAUUGGCGUGCAGUCGUAACGCAAACAGUUGCAUUGUUGGCUUGCUCGUUGCCUGUUGCAGCACUUACAAUAAGCAAUACAAUUAGCAAUAACAAGCAGCCGUUGUCAGGAUGGGUUUUCCCUCUGAAAACUGUUUUUUCCUUGGCGGCUUGCUGCCACUCACUUUUAGCUCACACCAACUUGUUCCAGUAUCUGUGUAUAGGCAAGAGAGCUGCACAUCUUCGUACUUGAUUAUCUGGUUGCUUGUGGUGUAUUCUUUCACACUGUUAGGUAUUUAGCAGUGCUGACUUUUCAAACAUGAUCAAACCCAUGGCUAAGAAUUAAAGUGAACAUGGCAGCAGCCAUGGGCAUCUUUCGUUCUUGGAUGGGAAUUUCAAUAUUAAAAUGGGUGUUUUUAUUGACAGGGCAAGAAGACCUAACUUUUCCUCGGUUACAAUCAAGUUGCCAAAACAGGUAGACUUAUGCUAAACUGACUGGGUUGCAUUAUUGACUUUUACAGUGAUCUCUACAGUGUUGUAUAAAUAAACAAUGGUUUUAGUGAAGAUUGUGUUUACUUGUCUGUCUUAUCACUGUCCUUUAACCCUGUUGAUAAGUGAUUAUUAUUCACAACUUUUGGAUCCAUAAAUGAUACAAUGCCAUUACAUUAAA